This is a messenger RNA of Ruditapes philippinarum (Manila clam), 2697 nucleotides long. RefSeq names its product probable serine/threonine-protein kinase qkgA. Bases 83 to 2371 code for a protein of 762 amino acids. The record is from RefSeq and is a predicted model, not a curated record. Gene Ontology annotation, molecular function: protein binding. NCBI's taxonomy places the organism in Eukaryota, Metazoa, Mollusca, Bivalvia, Venerida, Veneridae. The transcript is spliced from 3 exons. Gene Ontology annotation, biological process: signal transduction.
AGAUCAAACUAGAGAAGGAAGAUUGACAAAAGUUUUGGAGAGAUUCAAGAUAAGGAAAAGACCAAAAGAUGAUAACUUUGACAUGCGAACACGAAUGCAAUAUGAUAUUGCUAUUAAAGAAGGAGAAGAAGAAGAUAAGACAAUCCGAGUUAUGAUUAUAGGAUGUUACGGUCAAGGAAAAACUACUUUGGCAAGAAGAUUAUUAUCUAAAGGAAUUGGAAACAUAGAAAGUACCAACGGCAUCGACAUCUUUAAUGUUUCGUGCUCAGUACAUGAAAAUAAAUGGAAAGAAAGUCCUCAUGCUGAUGAUACAAUUUAUCAAAGUAUGCAAAGACUGGCGAAUAUUCAAAUUCCAGAAAGUAAGAAAGAAACUGCCCGUAACGAGAAAUCCACACGCCAAAUGGAUAAUACUGAUGAAGAAGGGAAAGGUACACAAAAUUACUUGACAGUUGAAUCAAAAAAUACUGAAAUGAGAGACAAAAACACAUAUUUUGACGCCUUUAAGAAGAUGAAAAAAAAAGAAAAAUCAAAAGACACAGAUCAAUACAAGUUAUCAUUAUGGGAUUUUGGAGGUCAAUACAUAUUCUACGCUACUCAUCAGUUAUUUCACAGUAAGCAUGCUAUCUACUUACUUGUGUUUGACCUAACAAGAGAGUUGCAUACACCAGUAACAGACGAAGACUAUCCUGGCGGGACAAAUCAUAUGAGGUCAAUGGAAAAUUACAUUGAGUUUUGGAUUUCAUCUGUUCAUUCGUAUGUCGGAACAAAAGAUGGUUCUAAGCCAAACAUUAUUUUGGUGGGAACACACUUUGACAAACUUGGAGAUAAAAACAAAGCCGAUAAAUACUUUGAAGAUGUCAGGAAACUUUUUGAUGGACGCAAAAUGGGAUCUCAUAUUCAUCAUGAAACUUUUGCUAUUUCAGGAACUGAUAAGAAUGAUCAAGAGGUUGUUCGUCUCAAAAAGACCAUUUUAGAAAUAGGAAUGAAAGAUAGGCCAUUGUUACCAGCCCGUUGGAUUCCUUUAGAAUUUGAGCUUAGGAAAAGACAAGAAGAGAGCAUUGUGAAGUAUCAAGAUAUAGUCCAAAUGAACGAUAAAGAUUUAGAACACCCAAUUCCCUCCAAAGAACUGAAGUCAUUUCUGAAAUUCCAUCAUGCAAAUGGAACAUUUAUUUACUUUGACGAGGGUGUACUAGCAGAUUACGUCGUUGUUAAUCCAAGUUUUCUUGUGAAUGCCUUCAAAUGCAUCAUCACAUCCAGAAAAUUUUGCAGGAAAGAUAAAUCUUUGAGAUCUUUAUGGAAUGAAUUGGAGUCACGUGCUAUAUUAAAACAAGAGCUUUUGUUUGAAGUUUGGAAAAAUGACAAGAGCAGCCAAUUCAUAAAGUACAAAGAUGCCCUUGUUGCAUUUUUGAAGAAGCAUGGGAUCAUAUCUGCAGCGUUAAGGUUUGAUGAAGAAUCUGGAAAAAAUAUUUCUCUAGAUUACUACAUAGUACCAAGCUUCCUGAAAGAACCCGACAAUGGUGAAAUAAAACAAUUUCUUGAAAACCGAAGUCAUACUUCAGUCUCCCUUGUGUACACUUUUGACAACGAAGCAGUUGUUUCCACAGUUUAUCAAAGACUUACAGGAGCAGCAGUUGGAACAUGGCCGGUUGUAGAAUUUCAGAGUUGUAGAUUUCUAUUUGAAAAUGCAAGCGUGUUUAGGAUAAAUUUGAGCUAUGCUGGGAAAUUUGUUCGUCUUAGAAACACCAUAGAGCUGCUCAUCCUACACAUGUGUAAAGGUGGUAAAAUAUCUGCUGUAAUGCCAGAUUUUUUACGACGAUUUGCAGAAAAUGUUUUCAGGGUUGAAUUCAAAAAGCUGCAGAAUAUUGAAGACAGCCAAGAAGUUAUACCAUAUACAAUUUCGUUCAGAUGUCAACACAGUUUGCACAAACAUGAGGGAAGUAAAAAAACGUAUGGACUUGAAAUGUUGAAAGAGUGUAAAGAAAAAACAGUGUGCUGUCCAGAUAGUAUUGUACAUGAGAAUAUUGACAUUGACAAAAUAGUUCAUGAAUGGUUUACGUAUGGGAUGAUUGAUAAAAAGAUACCAGACCGUAGAUUAUUUGACAGAGAACUAGUUGAACUGACACAAGCAAUCGGUUCAGAAUGGGAAUUGCUUGGGAAUUAUCUAGGAGUAAAUCGUAUUGCUCUUCAACAUAUCAAGUCGAACAAUGAUACAACAGCUAUGAUGAUACUGGAAAUGUUACGAAGGUGGGAUCAGGACAAAAUGGAGGCGGCUACAUUAAAUGAAUUGGUUACAGCAAUAAACAGGCUACCGCAUGAAUCUGUAGACAUAGAUGUAGUCAAAAAUGUGAUUGAUGGUAUCUACCACCUGUAAGAUGAACUGAAACAGGUAUCUUGUUUACACUGCAACAGAAAUUAUAUUAGUCACAAUCAAAUAAAUUUAAGUCUUUUUAAGUCUUGCAUGAAUGACUUAUCGAGAAAACUUUCUAGUUUUGGGAAGCAUAUAUACAUGCAUCUUUCCCUGCUAAGACUUACUAAUCAUAUUAUGUUUUUAUAAAGUUGAAAAUUGAUGAAGUGUCUCUGAAAUCUGAAAUAUUUUUACCUCUUGUUUAAUGAUAAAAUUGACAUUGCAGCAGUAUUAAAAACAGUGAAUGGAAUCUUAAAGAAAUCGCAAUGGUGAGAUUGGUGAUUUGACUAGAU